Molecule: messenger RNA, 18892 nt
Organism: Doryrhamphus excisus (bluestripe pipefish)
Lineage: Eukaryota; Metazoa; Chordata; Actinopteri; Syngnathiformes; Syngnathidae
Source: RefSeq, a predicted model, not a curated record
CUACUUAAUGACAAUUUGUGGAAGAAAAAUACAAUUCAUAACUGAGACGCAUUUUUCUAUUUUUUAUGGGGGAAAAAAACUUUUUAAAGUACUUAGAAGAGUAACUAAAGCCCAAACAUGCAUAGCUGGACGGUGGAGGCAUUGCUACUGACCCUGCUUGGAGUGGAAACAGUCUUGGCAAAAGGACACUGGUGCGAACACACCGCGGAACAGAAGAUAGAACAGGUCCUGACCCCGCGUCUGCAGCUGGAGGUCAGCUGCUCUGAGGUCUACCAGUAUAAUACCCAAGGCUGGCGACUGGAUGUGGACUCCAUGCGGGCCAAGCACGGCGGCGACGAUGGUAUUGCACUCUACUACAAACAGCAGGGUCCUGGGGCAUCCUGCUUAUUGUACAAACCACCAGUGACUGAAAUCCAAAUAUUGAACAAGACAGUGAGAGCAUGCUGUGAGGGCUGGAGUGGACCACGUUGCUUGGAUGGUAUAGGAGUGCGUGGCCAGUGUUACUCCACAUGGAGCUGUAUGGACUUCCCCGGAGUCCAUAACUCCUCUCUAAUGGCGAUGGAGCAAUGCUGUAGCAGCCAGUGGGGACUCAGUUGGAGAAAUGCUUCUGACCAGGCUUGCUUGUCCUGCACUUAUACUCUCCUUCCAGACUCCCAGUUCUCGCCAGUUGUACGUGGUGGACUUCUGGGUAGCGUCAGGGCACCUCAAGGCACAGCCACUUGCAUGUCCUGGGGAGGAUCGCACUACCGUACUUUUGACAAGAAGCACUUCCACUUCCAGGGUAGCUGCACCUACGUGUUAGCCUCAUCCACUGAUGGCACCUGGACGGUGUACAUCAGUACGGUCUGUGUAGGCCGAGGGGACUGCAGUAAGGCUUUGAGAAUGAUGAUGGGCCUCGAUUUGGUUACCAUACAGCAGAGGAAUUUAACCCUGAACAACCUCCAUGUCCCAAAUGGAGAGCCCGUUUUUCAAAAUGGAGUGAGCGUUCACUGGCUCGGAGAUUUCGUCUUUGUGGAGAGUGGCCUUGGGGUGAGGGUGAAGUUCGACCUGGCCAACACCAUCCAUCUGACGGUUACUGCAGAACACCUGGCAACCACUAGGGGGCUUUGUGGGAGCUACAACAACGACCCAACCGAUGAUUUCACCACCAUACGUGGCACUGUGUCCCAGUAUGCUGCCAGUUUUGGGAAUUCAUGGAAAGUUCCCGACCAGCAGAAUGAAGGUUGCAGUGAUGCUGCUGAGCUGGGACACAGUUGUGACAUCUCGGGGGAUACGUCCCUACGCAGGCAGGCUGAGUCCAUGUGUCAUCGGCUGCUGGAAAUCCCCUUCACACAAUGCCACCCACGUCUGGACCCAGCAGCGUACAUCGAUACAUGCCUGUAUCUUUUCUGUAGCCUGCCACCCAAGAAGCGGGAGGCAGCCGUGUGUGACACACUGGCAAGCUACGCUCGAGAGUGUGCCCAGCAGCACGUCAUCGUACUGUGGAGGAGAGACACCCUAUGUGCUCGUGUCUGUCCCAGGGGCCAGAUCUUCUCAGACUGUGUGUCCUCUUGUCCCCCCAGCUGUGCAUCCCCCCAACUCCCUAGCCCGGCUGCAUCGAUGGGCCAGUGCCGGGAGGAGUGUGUUGGGGGUUGCGAGUGUCUUCCAGGUCUUUUCCUCCACCAGGGCCACUGUCUCAAAAGAGAUGAUUGCCCCUGUUUCCAUCGCAGACACACAUACCAGUCAGGAGAUAAGAUUCAGCAGAGAUGCAACACCUGCGUUUGCAGUGCAGGUCAAUGGCAAUGUACAGGAGAGAAAUGCGCAGCUCAGUGCAGCCUGAUGGGGGCGCUACAUGUCACCACCUUUGAUAAGAAGAGAUACUCCCUGCAAGGAGGAGACUGUCCCUUCACGACUGUGGAGGACUAUGUUGACCGAAAGCUUGUGGUGAGUGUGCGCUGUGGUGAGUGCACAUCUGAGAGAGGGGGCGGUGCCACAGGCUGUCUACGAGAGAUGUCAGUCACCGCACUUCGUACCACAGUCACCGUCACAGACACUGGGACUGUGACGCUGAAUGGCCAGAGGGAGCUGUUACCCGUGGUGACGGGGGACCUAGUAGUGCGGAGGGCAUCCUCUGCCUUUCUUCUCAUCCAGACUUUUGGAGCUCAGCUUCUCUGGCACCUUGAUGGACCCCUCGUCAUAAUUACUCUGCAGCCUCACUUCACCAACAAGGUGCGUGGCCUGUGUGGAACACUGACCUGGAAUCAGCAUGAUGACUUCAUGACCCCGGAGGGAGAUGUGGAAAGCAGUGUGUCCUCCUUUGCUGGAAAAUUCACCACAGAACUUUGCAGUCUAUCUAGAGGAGCCCCUCAAGACCCCUGCACUACUUACACCCAGAGGAGACACUAUGCCGACACUGUCUGUUCCGUCAUACACAGUACGGUAUUCCAGGCAUGUCAUGAUGUUGUCGAGAGGGAACCGUACUUUCGGCUCUGUGUGUCAGAGGUGUGCAGCUGUGUGCCACAGAAGGCCUGUCACUGCACCGUGCUCACUGCCUACGCUCGCCAUUGUGCCCAGGAGGGCGUCUCUGUCCAGUGGCGCAACCAAACCUUCUGCUGGGUUCAAUGUUCCGGGGGUCAGGUGCAUCAGGAGUGCGGAAGAACAUGCGGCCGCACAUGCUCAGACCUGCAGCAGGGCUGGAGCUGUGAUGAUGAUGACGGCGGCGGUGGCGGUGGCGGUGGUGGGCUGUGCGUCCCAGGUUGCCAGUGCACCGCAGGACUCGUACUGGACUACCAAGACCAAUGUGUUCCCACCGCCAUGUGUCCUUGUGUGCAAGCAGACAAAACGUACCGACCUGGAGAUGUUGUUCAGAACAACUGCAACACCUGUGUGUGUGAAGAGGGGCGCUUCAACUGCACACAGGGCCGCUGUGAGGAGGUCAACAAGUGUCCUGGCUCUCUCGUCUACUCUCCACGUUCCUGCCUUCUCACAUGCUCCAGUCUGGACCCUCCAAGUCAGCAGCAAGGCUCUGGUCUCCUCAGCUGCAGAGAGCCCCUGUCCGGCUGUGUGUGCCCUUCAGGAACUGUGCUACUUGGUGAUCAGUGUGUCCUCCCGGCAGAGUGCCCGUGUCACCAUAAUGGCCGCCUAUACUACAGCAACGAUACCAUCAUUAAGGACUGCAACACAUGUGUAUGUAAGGAGCGUCAUUGGCACUGCAGCCAGUCGGCCUGUGCUGGCAUGUGCGUGGCGACGGGAGACCCUCAUUAUGUGACGUUUGAUGGCCGCUACUUUUCUUUCUUGGGCGACUGCCAGUAUGUGCUGGCGAGGGAAACCAGUGGUUUGUUCAGUGUCACAGCUGAGAAUGUGCCCUGCGGAAGCAGCGGGGUCACAUGCACAAAGUCGGUUACCCUCAGCCUGGGGAACACCGUCAUACACCUGCUGAGAGGAAAAGCGGUGACAGUUAAUGGAAUGCCAGUGAUUCUACCCAAGACCUACAGUGGGAGUGGUCUGACUUUGGAAACGAUGGGCAUGUUUGUAUCACUCUCCUCCAGACUUGGGGUCACUCUGCUGUGGGAUGGAGGUAUGCGCGUGUAUGUACGCCUGGCAGCGCACUUACGGGGGAAAGUCGGAGGCCUGUGUGGUAACUUUGAUGGCGACACAGAGAACGACUUCACCACGCGGCAGGGUAUUGUGGAAUCGACUGCUGAGUUAUUUGGGAAUUCUUGGAAGGUCAGCCCUUCCUGCCCUGAUGUAGCUGACCAGGAGCUGCGAGACCCCUGCAUUAUAAACGCCCACAGAGUGCCGUGGGCCAGGAAAAGGUGCGGCAUCUUGACGCAGGAGCUCUUUUCUUCCUGUCACCUUGAGGUGCCCUUCCAGCAGUAUUACGACUGGUGUGUCUUUGAUGCUUGUGGCUGUGACUCUGGUGGCGACUGUGAGUGCCUGUGCACCGCCAUUGCCACCUACGCUGAGGAGUGUAACCGCAGAGGAGUUUACAUCCGCUGGAGGUCCCAGGAGCUCUGUCCCCUGCAGUGUGAAAAUGGACUUGUGUACGACCCGUGCGGUCCAGCUUGCUCACGUUCAUGUCCGAGUGUGCAGCCGAGUCCACACUCACAGUGUGACCUCCUCUCCUGUGUGGAGGGAUGCUUUUGCCCUGCUGGUACUGUCAGACAUGGUGACAGCUGUGUUGUUUCCACUCACUGUCCAUGUGAAUGGGAGGGCUCCAUGUUUCCACCUGGAACUACAAUCACUCAGCAUUGCCAGAACUGUUCUUGUGAAGAUGGCGAGUGGCAAUGCGAUGGCGUGGCUUGCCCUCCUCCCGCACCGCCGUGUUUGGAGUCAGAGUUUUCCUGUGCCAGCGGGCGCUGCAUCCCUUCUCACUGGGUGUGCGACAAUGAAGAUGACUGCAGUGACGGCUCUGAUGAAAUUUGCCCGUUCACAUGCUCUUCGGAACAAUUCCGCUGUACCAGUACGCCAGGUGGACCAUGUCUGAACCUGGCAUUGCGUUGCGAUGGCCACCCAGACUGCACUGACCAAUCAGAUGAGGAGUUCUGUCCACCCCACACUCCUGUACCUUUGUGCCCAGUGGGGGAAUUUCAGUGCGCCACCGGGAAAUGUCUCUCAGCCAACCGUGUGUGUGAUGGACGGCUGGACUGUGGCUUUGCUGAUGGUUCUGAUGAGCAAGACUGCGGUGUGGUGUGUGAUGAAGGGGAGUUCCUAUGUGCUGGAGGACGCUGUAUUCUUUACCUACAUCGAUGUGAUGGCCACGAUGACUGCGGAGACCUCAGCGAUGAAAGGGGAUGUGUCUGCGCGCACACAGAAUUUCAAUGCCCCGGGGACCAGUGUGUCGCCGCAGCCAAAGUGUGCGACGGACAUCAAGACUGCCCAUCAGGAGCAGACGAAGCUGUCUGUCCCAGCAAAGUAACAUGCGGCCCCAACCAGUUUGCCUGUCGCGACGGUACAUGUGUCGCCAUAACGACGCUUUGCGAUGGAACGGACGACUGCCCGACUGGAGAGGAUGAGAACAAAUCCAACUGCUACUCAUUCAUAACCCCGCCUCCUUCCCCUAUGACCCCUACUUUGCCUAGUUCAGCUUGUUGGUCCUACGAGUUUGAAUGCGCCACCGGUGGGCAGUGUGUGCCUCAGGCUUGGCACUGUGAUGGCGAGACGGACUGUUUGGAUGGCAGUGACGAGCAUCCGUGUCCAUCGCUCUGCGGUCCCGGUCAUGUGUCCUGCCUGAGCGGGGACCAGUGCGUACGAUACCAGCAGCUUUGUGACGGACACCCAGACUGCAGAGAUGCCUCGGACGAAAGCAUAGACAACUGUGGCUCCGCCCGAAUACCACCCUGCCCUGACAGCUUCUCCUGUGAUAAUCGAACCUGCGUCAACAUGUCCAAGGUGUGCAACGGUAUGCCUGACUGUCCCAAGGGGGACGACGAGUUGGUUUGUGGAAAACAUGUGACGCCACUGCCCCCUGGUGGUAGGAACACCACUGUUGCCUGUCCUGAAUUCACCUGUCUGGAUGGUUCCUGUAUCCAUUUUAACAUGGUGUGUAACGGUGUGGCCGACUGCCCGGACUCCUCAUUUGCACCACUUGGAGGCCCGACAGAUGAGCAAGGAUGUAGAAGCUGGAGCUCCUGGGGUCCUUGGAGCCCCUGUAGCACCUCCUGUGGUACGGGCUCCAUGAGCAGACAAAGAUCGUGUCCUUCAGGAGACCUUCUGCACCACUGCCGGGGUCAGGGUGUCCAGAAGCAGCAGUGCUUUAACACCACUUGUCCUGUUGAUGGUCAGUGGCUCCCUUGGGUGACCUGGUCAAAUUGUUCCAGUGGUUGUGGCGGAGUCCAGGUCCGACACAGAGGUUGUAUCCCUCCUCGAAAUGGAGGCCGAGACUGCUCCCAGCUCAGAGGAUCAUCUAACCUCAACAUGGAAAUCAAGCCUUGUCCCGAGGAUGGAUGUUCCAACAGCAGCUGCCCAACUGGUCAAGUGAGACACAGCUGCGCUCCCUGCCCAGUGUCCUGUGCCCAUAUCAGCAGCGGGACGACCUGUGACCCCACAGCACCCUGCUUCUCAGGUUGCUGGUGUCCAGAGGGCCAGGUAAUGAGCCACACCCAUCAGUGUGUGACACCAGAAGAGUGUGUAUGUGAAGCGGCAGGUGUGCGCUACCGGCCAGGCCAGCAGAUGAAGGUGGACUGUGAGAUUUGUAUUUGUGAAAAAGGAAGACCUCAGAGGUGCCAACCCAACCCGGACUGUUCUGUGCACUGUGGGUGGUCAUCGUGGUCUGAGUGGGGGGAGUGUUUGGGGCCCUGUGGUGUUCAAAGUGUCCAGUGGUCAUUCCGGAGUCCCAACAACCCGACCAACAAUGGAGAUGGAAGAACAUGCAGAGGAAUCUACCGGAAAGCACGUCGAUGUCAAACUGACCCCUGUGAUGAGUGCGAGUACCAAGGUCAGUCCCACGCCGUAGGAGACCGAUGGAGAGCCGACCAUUGUCACUUGUGUCAUUGUCUGCCCAACCUCACCGUGCAGUGCUCUCCGUACUGCCCAUUCGCCGUCACCGGAUGCCCGCAGGGUCAGAGUCUUGUGCCCGGAGAGGGAGACACAUGUUGCUACUGUCAAGAAAGCAAUGAAACCUCCUCAGCGACAACCAGCCCCUACACUACCACCUCCAAGCCAGGAGAAGGAAUCACUCCCUUCAUUCCGACCUACCCGCUGCCUCCUGGUGAAGAGUGCUGGUCUCCUUUGGGUGUUCAGUUUCUGCCACCUUCUAGUUUUCAGGCUUCCUCUCAGCAAAUUGGUCACCCUCCUGAGGCUGCUCGCCUUCACGGCUGGGACCCCCACAGAGACCUCCAGGGCUGGAGUCCAGAACCAGAAGAGUAUAAGGAUCUACCACAGCGCACCCCUGAGGGCCACAGUGGCAGCAUGCAAAGCCCUUAUAUACAGAUUGACCUGCUGAAACCGUACAACAUCACUGGUGUGUUCACACAGGGCGGUGGUGCAUUUGGCACCUACGUGUCUAGUUUCUACCUGCAGUUUAGCCAAGAUGGAAGACACUGGUACACUUACAAAGAGCUUGUCACUGAUACAUGGCCCAGAGCUAAGGUGUUUCAUGGUAACUACAACGAAGGAGGCGUGGCUGAGAUCAAACUGGACAGGAUGGUGUCGGCUCAAUUUGUCCGCCUGCUGCCACACGACUUCCAUAAUGGCAUCUAUAUUCGUCUUGAGAUUAUGGGAUGUGAAGAUGGUUACCAGUGGGCAACCUCGCCAACACCAACCAUCUUUCCAGCAGGAAGCUGCAGAGAAAAGGAACUCCAAUGUAAAAAUGGACGCUGUGUGCCAGCAGGACCUUCAGGAGUUAUCUGUGACGGUGUGGACGAUUGCGGUGAUGGAUCAGAUGAGAUGUACUGCGGCACAAGGCCUUACCCAACACCCACCAGUCCGUACAGAUGCCCCACUACUCAGUACUCCUGCCUCCCACCAGGGGGCUGUAUUGACACAGGAAAACGUUGUGACGGGAUUCCUCACUGUCCCCAAGGCGAUGAUGAAAAUGGCUGUCAUCUCCAUGAAAACAUCACUACCCAGUCUGACAGACCCUACACACCCACUCCAGCCCCUAUCAGGACUCCUUCCAGGAGCAGUGUUACCACUCACCCUUCAUUAUCACCUACAGAUGGUGGCCCAGGAAACCGUGGUAUCUGCUCCUCCGCACUUGGACUGGAGGAUGGGAGCAUUCGUUACGGUCAGCUUAGCUCCUCCUCGUAUCGUGAGAACAACCCUGCUGAUGCCGGCCGCCUGAAUAUCAUCCCUAAUAUUCAGAUUAUGGAGCCCGGAUGGAGCCCCUUACCUACAGACCCCCAACCAUACUUUCAGGUUGAUUUCCUGGAACCGACAUGGGUGUCAGGGAUCGUAACUCAGGGCAGUGAACGCAUGUGGGGUUACCUCACUAAAUACAGAUUAGCCUUUGCUUUGCAUAGCGGCCUCUUUACCAACUAUACUCAGGAUGGCAAGCCUGGUAGUCCUGCUAAGGUGUUUGAGGUACGGAUGGUAGGUAGGACUCCUGUUACACGCUGGCUUAGUCGGCUGGUCAGGGCCCGCUACCUGCGAAUCAUCCCUGUGGAGUUCAGACACACGUUCUACCUGCGUGCUGAGAUCCUUGGAUGUCGAGGAGAUGAGCUGCAGACGCCCAGCACUGUUACGCUGUCUCCCCCCGGUGGUGGCAAAGUGACACCACAGCGCUGUCAGCCAGGCCAGUUUGCCUGCCAGCACAGUGAACAAUGUGUUCCUGAUUCUGUGCUGUGUGACGGCCGACUGGAUUGCAAAGAUCACUCCGAUGAAAUGAAUUGCGGCUCUCCAGGGUUACAGAAUCAGACCACUUUCACCGGAAGACCAGGUUUCCACGGUGACAGUACAACCGGUGUUCCUGGUCUCUAUACCACCAAGUCACGAGGCGGGUUGCCUGGUGUGGCAACACCAGGGGUCACAGGGGAAGCCGGACUUUGGAAAACCACCACGCCAAGCACUGGAUGGACGACUGGUCAGCCCGCAGUGCACCUCACUCCAUCCUUCCAGCCUGGAGGUCCUGGCUUACAAACAACAACGGCCCAGUGGAUCACCACCACCACCGCUCAUGAUGGAGUACUUUGCGGGGAAGGCCAGUUUACAUGCCGCUCUUUCGGCUGUGUGGACUCGGCUCAGGUGUGUGACGGCCGACGGGACUGUUUGGACGGGUCCGAUGAAGAGCGCUGUGGUUCCUCGGUCAGUCCAACGCCGACACAGAGCCCCCUGGUACCAAGCCCCUGCUCCCCCAUGCAGUUCUCUUGUAAUAGCGGCGAUUGUGUUCACCUGGACCGCAGAUGUGACCUACAGAAGGACUGUGCGGAUGGUUCUGAUGAGAAAGACUGCGUUGACUGCAUCAUGUCACCGUGGACGUCAUGGAGCAUGUGCAGUGUUACUUGUGGUUUAGGCUCAUUAUUUCGCCAAAGGGACAUCAUGAGGGAAGCCCUACCUGGAGGAUCCUGCGGUGGCGCCCAGUUUGACAGUCGAGCCUGCUUCCCACGACCGUGCUCAGUUGAUGGUCACUGGUCAGAGUGGACACCGUGGUCAGAAUGUGAUGCUGAAUGCGGAGGUGGAGUCAGGCAUAGGAACAGAGCCUGUUCUGCACCUCCUCCCAAAAAUGAUGGGAAGGAUUGUGAGGGCAUGACCCAGCAGAGCCAGAGCUGCAACAGCCAACCAUGCACCCAAGAUACCGGUACACAGACAGGUUGUGUCAGUGGGAUGGUGCUGGUCUCUGAGGAAGACUGCCGGGCCGGGAGAGUCAAGCCUUGCCCUCCUACAUGCUCGCAUCUUAGUUUCACCUACAACUGCAGUGAAGAAUGUACACCUGGGUGCCGCUGUCCCAAUGGCAUGUAUCUACAGGGAGGGAAAUGUGUGAGAGCCAGCCAAUGUGUCUGUCAAUGGAACGGCCAAAAACUGCAGCCAGGAGAGGCAAUCAGCAGGGACCAUUGUACUACAUGUGUGUGCACGGAUGGACAAGUCACCUGUAACUCCUCCGACUGCAUGGUAAGCUGUCAGUGGUCAGCUUGGUCUUCAUGGUCACCGUGUGAUGUCACCUGCGGGCUCGGGCUCCAGCAACGAUACAGGUCUCCAGUAAACCAGACCGGAGCCAACAGAGGGCAUGUCUGCCCAGGAGACUCCACUGAAGUCCGCCGCUGCUCCAUACCCUGCAGCACUGACCAAGCAGAUGGAGUGUGGAGUAAAUGGACCGCCUGGUCAGAGUGCAGUAAGACAUGUUUCCACCAUGUCGAUGACGUGGGAAUCCGACAGCGAUUCCGCAGCUGCAGCCACACACACGCUCAGCUUUCUUGCGAUGGAGAAAGCACAGAACAAGAGCCCUGCAACACUGUGCACUGUGCAGUGGAUGGCAGCUGGUCUGCAUGGUCAGCGUGGUCUCUCUGUUCCUCUGAAUGCGACUCCGGUGUCCAAACCCGAGAGCGAUUUUGCACUUCACCUUCGCCACAACACGGCGGCAGCAGCUGUCCCGGUCCACAUAUUCAAACAAGAGACUGCAAUGCCCAUCCCUGCACGGGUGUGUGCCCACAAGGCAUGACCUACAUGACAGCAGCCGAGUGUGAGGAGCAAGGAGGUGCGUGUCCACGUGUGUGUUUGGACAUGACCUCCACCAAGGUGCAGUGUGCCACCGCCUGUUACAACGGCUGCUACUGCGCACUGGGGUCCUACCUGCUCAAUGGCAGCUGUGUGGUGUUGUCACAGUGCCCGUGUUACUACCAGGGACAGCAAUACGCAGCCGGGGCCUCUCUGUCCAAAGACGCCUGUAACAACUGCACAUGCAUGAAUGGAAGAAUGGAGUGUGGAACACAUCCAUGUCCUGUGGACUGCGGCUGGAGCAGCUGGACUCAGUGGAGCGCCUGCAGUCGAACAUGUGACGUUGGUGUGAGAAGGCGGUACCGUUCCGGAACCGACCCCCCACCCGAGUUCGGAGGUCGUGCUUGCGAAGGCACCAAAGUCGGGAUCGACACCUGCAGCAUUGAGCCCUGUUUUGGUGUCAAAGAACCCUGGAGCGCAUGGUCCGAGUGCUCAGUGACAUGUGGAGGGGGAUACAGGACUCGAACCCGUGGGCCCAUCCGAGUUCAUGGCACAGCACAGCAGUUCAGUGCCUGUAACCUACAGCCUUGCGGUGAUGGCAGAGUGUGUCCACCAGGCCAGGAGUGGAAGCAGUGCGUGAGGGGAGCGGUGUUAUGCUCAGACGUCACAAUGGACCUCAGUCGGAACUGUACACCUGGCUGCCAGUGUCCAGUUGGGACUUUGCAGCAGGACGGAAAAUGCGUCCGGGAGUCCGAGUGUCGCUGUGAUGUUCAUGGAGAGCAAUACAAGCCAGGAGAUACGAUUCACUCUGACUGUAAAAACUGUACAUGUGAAGCAGGGAGACUUGUAAACUGCUCUCAAGCCAUCUGUAAUGUUGAUGGGCAGUGGUCCCUGUGGACUCCUUGGGGUCAAUGCUCAGUGUCAUGUGGAGCAGGUCUCCAGUCUCGAUACCGGUUCUGUUCCAGUCCCCAGCGCUCCGGCAGUGGCCUGCCGUGUAUGGGACCUAACCGCGAGGACAGAGUCUGCGUCACGACCCCGUGUGACCGUGAUGGUAGUUGGGGUCAUUGGACUAACUGGACAGAGUGUACCAAGUCAUGUGGUGGGGGUGUUCAGAGCCGGAGGAGAGACUGCGACAGUCCCAGUCCGGAGGGAGAUGGAAACUACUGUGAGGGUCUCGGUACUGAGGUUAAAGCCUGCAACACCAACCACUGCCCAGUGGCGCCAUGCUCCAAGGUGGCAGGGACAGCGUUCAGUAGCUGUGGUCCCUCCUGCCCACGCUCCUGUGAUGACCUGGCAUACUGCGACUGGCGUUGUGAGCCUGGGUGCUACUGCACAGGGGGAAUGGUCUUAUCAGCGAAUGGGACAGUUUGCUUACCGAGAGACGAAUGUCCCUGCCUUGAUCUUACAACCGGGCGUCGGCUGGAGCCCGGAGACGUCACUGUGGCCGCUGAUGGGUGUAAUAACUGCACCUGUGAGGGUGGGAUGCUGAACUGCACCCAAAAUCCUUGCCCAGUAUCAGGUGGUUGGUGUGAGUGGUCUGAGUGGACUCCAUGCUCCAAGACCUGCGGGGCAGAAUCGGUCUCCCGUUACAGAAGUUGUGGUUGUCCCGAACCUAAAGCCGACGGGGGGCCGUGCUCCGGAGAACAGGAAAUACACAAUGGAGUCGGGGUUCAGAUCCAGAGACAGCCCUGUCCCGUCGUCACCUUCUGCCCAGUCCACGGUUCCUGGAGUUCCUGGUCAGCAUGGUCGGCCUGUGAUGGAUGUGCAGGGUCGUCCACGCGCACAAGGGACUGCGACAGACCACCUGCCCGGUUUGGUGGACUGCCCUGUCUUGGCGAGAGGGUGCAGAGCCGCGGGUGCCAUGACAACGCGACUGUGUGCUCAGACUGUGAUGGAGGCCAAGAAGAAUGGCCUUGUGGGAAACCCUGCCCUCGCUCCUGCUCCGAUCUCCAUGGCGACACCGAGUGCCUAGACUCCCCUGGGUGCAGCAGGACCUGCGGUUGCCCGGGUGACAUGCUCCUGCAGGAUGGAGUGUGUGUAUCCAGGGAGGAGUGUCGCUGCAAAUAUGAUAACGGCUCCUCUGUCGGUUUGAGAAAUGCAUCAUGGACAUGGCCUGGGGAUGCUGAUUGGCAGUUUGCAAGUCACGGAGAAGAAAUCAUCACUGACUGCAAAAACUGUUCUUGCCAAGCCGGGGUUUUGCUUUGUGACCCCCUCCCUGGGUGCUACAUGGACGGUGGCUGGAGUCAGUGGGGCGCCUGGUCUCCAUGCUCACUUUCCUGCGGAGGAGGGAUUCACUUCCGGAGACGCCAGUGUGAUAAUCCUUUUCCUCAGAGUGGCGGGAGAGGUUGCUUGGGAAUUGCUGAUCAGCAGAGAGAAUGCAACACACAUCUGUGCACGGAUUCGGUGGGCCCCUGGCUGCCCUGGUCGCAGUGGUCAGUGUGUUCGGUCAGUUGUGGCGGGGGCCAGCAGUCCCGAUUUCGAACGUGCAGAUCGUCACCCUGCAGUGGCGUCAGCCGCCAGAGCAAGACUUGUAAUACUGAGGUUUGCCUUGAGGUGGGCUGCCCCCCCGGGAGGCUUUACAGGGAGUGUGAGCGAGGGGAGGGCUGUCCAUUCAACUGUGCCCAGAUAAGUGGCAGGGAGGGCUGCUACUCUGAUGGCUGUGAGGAAGGCUGCCACUGCCCCUUACACACGUUCCAGCAUAAUGGCCUCUGCCUGCAUGAGUGUCCCUGUCUAGUGGACGAGGAGCUUCUGUCUUCUCUUCAGAGUGUCUCUAUCACCCAGGACUCAGCUCUACAUCUCCAUAACAUCAGUGAGGGUGAAGAGCUCCAGCCUGGAGACACAGUGGUCCAUGACUGCAGCUCAUGCAUCUGUGAACACGGCAGGUGGAACUGUUCCUUGGAGUACUGUCCGGUAGACGGCGGUCUGUCAUCCUGGGGUCCAUGGAGCUCCUGCUCGCUGUCAUGUGGAGGCCUUGGGCUGAAGACCCGCACGAGAGGCUGCACCCAGCCUGCUCCAGCUCAUGGGGGGAAACAUUGCAUGGGGCCUUACCUUGAAACGACUUAUUGUCAGACCCCUGAUUGUCCAGUUGUUGGUCCCACUGAAGAACCAAGCCUACCAGAUGAGGAUGCUGGCUUCACUGGCUGGUCAUCAUGGAGUCCAUGCACUAAAACAUGCAGCGAUGCUCGCUCACCGGCCAUGAAGUCACGCCAUCGUCAGUGCAUCAGGCUUCCUUGCUUUGGGGACUUUCACCAAGACAAAGCCUGCAACCUUCCUCAGUGCCCAGAUGGUGAUGAGGUAUGCGUUGGGGACCAUUGUGAAAAGAGGAACUGUACCUGGACAGAGUGGGCGCAGUGGGGCUCGUGCUCGCGGUCCUGUGGGGUUGGCCAGCAGCAGAGGAUCCGCACCUUCCUCAGUCCGGGCGCCAACGGCUCCUGGUGUGACGACAUUCUCGGAGGAAACACGGAGCACCGCUUUUGUAACAUCAGGCCCUGCAGAGUGGAUGGAGGAUGGUCCCGAUGGAGUCCCUGGUCCCGUUGUGAUAAAACAUGUGGCGGUGGCCGCUCCAUACGCACGCGCUCCUGCUCCAGCCCUCCACACAAAAACGGAGGAAAAAACUGUGCAGGAGAGAAGAACCAGGUCAAGCCCUGCAACACCAAACCCUGCGAUGAACAAGGGUGCCCACCGGGACAGGAAGUCGUUUCUUGCGCCAACGAGUGUCCACAGCGCUGCUCUGACCUCCAGCAGGGAAUAGAGUGCCAAACCAACACUGAAUGUCAACCCGGUUGUCGCUGCCCCAGAGGUCAGCUGCAGCAGGACGGCGUGUGCGUGCAUCUGUGGCAGUGCGACUGCGUGGACUCGCAGGGGCGGGUCUGGGCUGCCGGCAGCUGGCACCAAGUGGACUGCAACAACUGCAGCUGCUCCUAUGGACAGUUCACCUGCACCAAUCACAGCUGCCAGCCCACGUGCACGUGGAGUUCCUGGUCCAGUUGGGCAUCGUGCAGCGUUACCUGUGGACAGGGUCGUAGGACCAGAUACCGAUCUCUAAUCUCAGACACCGAGGGAACAGACUGUCAAUUCGAGGAAGUCCAGCAUAAGUCCUGUGAGCCAGGACCCUGCCCGCCCCUUUGUCUCCAUGACGACCAAGAGCUCCACGUGGGAGACACUUGGCUGCUGGGGGAAUGUAAACAAUGCACAUGUACUCCGGAGGGAGAUUACUGCCAAGAUAUCGACUGCAGAGUGGAUGGUGGAUGGACGCCAUGGUCAGUGUGGUCUGACUGCUCAGUGACUUGCGGACGAGGAACACGGGUUCAAACCCGCGCCUGCAUCAACCCUCCACCCCGUAACAACGGCUCUCAAUGUGAAGGUCCCGAGAAGGAGACACAGGACUGCCACCCCGCUCAUUGUCUGGAUGACCUAUGUCCUUGGUCGCCAUGGUCUCCGUGUUCCAGGACGUGUGGGGCGGGGUCUGUGGUGCGGCGUCGGGUGUGUCUGUGUGGGAAAGGAGGAAGGGCAGCAUGUCCCGAUGAAACCGAGACUCAGACCAACCAAGAGGAGAACCAGCUGUGCUUCACACAGCCCUGUCCAGAAUGUCCCAUGUCUGGAUGGAGCGUCUGGUCUCCAUGCUCCUGUGAGUCUCAGAGGCAGCAGCGUUACCGUGUAGCUGUCACCCCAGCCACCAGGGGGCAGCAGUGCUCUCCCGUGGAAACACAGAGCAGGCCAUGCAGCCUCAGUCACUGUGAUGAUGAAUGUGAAGCCCCAUUUGUGUACUCUCAGUGUGGCUCCCCCUGUGAAAAGCAUUGUGAACUUCACGGACGUGCAGAUCUGUGUUCGGGUGUCAGGGAGUGUACGCCCGGCUGUUAUUGUCCCACGGGCAUACUACAGCAGAAUGGUAGCUGUGUGCCAUCACAGCAAUGUGGCUGCAUCUACUUGCAGCACCAAGCUCCGGGACUACCCCCCACCCCCGUCACUAUUCCUCAGGGUGCGACAGUCACCCUCGGAUGUAGUACCUGCCUUUGCUAUGAUGGGACAUUAGAGUGUGACAUGAGGGAAUGUGAAGUUGUUCUCAGCGAGUGGUCAGAGUGGACCCCCUGCUCUCCCUGCAUGCCCUCCUCUUCCCUGCCCCCCACCAGCACCCUCCUGGAACGGACAGUCAAUGAAAGCAAAAUGAUCUCAGUCCAGAGGCGCUUCCGGGCUUGUUUGGAUGUGGAUUCUGGUUUGCCAGUGUCUGGAGAACAGGCGACUAACCAGUGUCCACCAGGCCCACAAGAAGAGGACAGGCUUUGCCCCGAUACUAGCAUCUGCCAAGAUAUGUGUCAGUGGAGUGCCUGGGGUACAUGGACAGUGUGUGCCGAGCCAUGUAGUGGCGGAGUCAGGCAGCGUUACAGGCGGCCUCUGGCCUCCCCUCCGGGACCUCGAUGCAGCAGCCUGCAGACACAAAGCCAAAGCUGCAACACGGGACUUUGCCCAGGUGAGCGCUGUGAAGAUAGGGGGCGGACCUACCAGGAGACCUGUGCCAAUCAGUGUCCUCGCAGCUGCACGGAUGUAUGGGAGCAUGUACAGUGUCUCCAGGGAGCUUGUCACCCAGGUUGUCGGUGUCCAGAGGGACAGCUAUUGCAGGACGGCCAUUGUGUGCCUGUGACGGAAUGUCGCUGUGGGGUCCCAUCAGGUAAUGGGACAUUGCAGUAUGGACCAAAUGAAGAGCUUGGCAUGGACUGCAACACUUGUGUGUGUCAGAAUGGCACCUUGGUUUGCACCAACCUUCCCUGUCCCGUGUAUGAACCUUGGAGUCCAUGGACAACCUGCUCAGCCACAUGCGAACGCGGCCACCGGACAAGAACACGCCUCUGCCAAGACACAGAAGGCGGUCCUUCCUGUUCCGAGACCACGCAGACAGAAACCUGUGACCUGCGCCCAUGUCCAGUGGGAUGUUUGUUAAGCGAAUGGUCGCCCUGGAGUGAAUGCAGUGCCACGUGCGGCGGCGGUUUGUCGAUGCGUAACAAGACAAUCCUUCAGGAACCACAGCCUGGUGGGACCGCCUGCGUUGGACCACUUGAACAACACACUGCCUGUAACAGCAACAGCUGCAGACCUGGGUGUCCUGAUGGCCAGGUUUUCAGUGAAUGUUCAGGUUCCUGUCCAUACACCUGUGAGGACAUGUGGCCCCACACUCAGUGUCUAGUGGGGCCUUGCAGCCCGGGGUGCUCCUGCCCCCCUGGACAGGUGUUCCAUGGCGGGUUGUGUGUGUCGCACGCAGACUGCCCCUGUUCCCUCCUGUCUCUGCCGACCGCCUACCAAAAUUUGAAUAUAAGCGCAGAAGAGAAGACAGGAGCCGUGCUUCCACCUGGAACAUCCUUCCAGCAUCUCUGUAACACAUGUGUAUGUCAAGAUGGAGUGUUCAACUGCACCGCAGAGCUCUGUGACGUGGACUGCCAGUGGUCCAGUUGGUCCCAAUGGACUCCAUGCUCUACCAGCUGUGGUACAGGACAGCAGAGCUCCUCAAGAACUGUAUCACAGCCCAACCUGUACGGAGGAGCCCCCUGUGAGGGUCUUGACCACCGCACCGCUGUCUGCUUGGCCCCUGAUUGUGCGUGUCCCGACGGCGAGCGAUGGAAGAGGAGCAUGUCGGAGGAUCGGCCAUUGUGCGAGAGGAGCUGCGAGGAUAUUUACUCCCCGACUCCCGUCAACUGCAGCCGCUCCUCGGAGGGCUGCGUGUGUCAGGGGGGGCUUUAUCGUAACACGGAGGGUGUUUGUGUCAUCCCUGCUCUCUGCCCUUGUCAUGACCGGGGCGUCGUACGGGAGGCAGGGUCGGAUUGGGAGGAGGAUUGCCUGUCAUGUCGUUGUGUGAACGGGAAGAAAGUUUGCCAGCCGAAGUGCCCUGAACUCCACUGUAAUGAGGGAGAAGUUAAAGUAGAGGAACCAGGAAGCUGCUGUCCCAUCUGCAGGAAACAGUUUCCGGCCGAAACCGUGCCCGAGUGCCGUCGCUACGUACAGGUCAAGAACAUCACCAAGGGAGACUGUCGCCUCGACAACGUGGAGGUCAGCUUCUGCAGGGGGAGAUGUCUUUCCAGGACUGAUGUCAUCUUGGAGGAGCCGUACUUGAGUUCCGUGUGCGAUUGCUGCAGUUACCGCCUGGACCCCGACAACCCCGUCCGCUUUCUCAACCUGCAGUGUGACAGCGGUGAGAGCGAGCCGGUCGUCCUGCCUGUCAUACACAGCUGCGAAUGCACCAGCUGCCAAGGAGGUGACCUGUCCAGACGAUGAGGACGUGUAAGGAGAGUCCCAGCCACAUUUUCAAUGUGCGUCCAAACCAACCAAGUACACAGAAACCUGUAUUAGAGGGAAUGGAUGAAUCAAACCACACAUCAAACCCUCUUUAGUCCUUAGUCAUUAUAUGACUUCAUACUUUAAACGUCUUAUUCUUUGUCUUGUAUAAACUUUUUAUACUCUAUUUUUAUAAUAUUAAAGGGCCUGUGAUCUAUUCUAAAUACACUUAGGUAGACAGAUCAUCAAGUCCUGGUCCACUAUGAUUUUUACAGACUAUAAUGUGCCCGCAUAAGUUAAUAUGGACCUACAUGAUCCACUUUCCUUUGCAUUUUGCAUUUGUGACAGCUCAAUUAACUAUUUACAACUUUGACAUUUAGAGCUAAAAUGUGCAUGUGCAUGUGUAUGUGUGUGUGUGUGUGUGUGUGUGUGUCCGUGUGCAUGCGGUACAAUGUCCCUACAAUGCGUAACCUUCUGCACGCUACACUCCUCCAUGCUCCUCCACUUCCUGUGUGUUAAUACACGGUAUUUAUGCCACCUUGUGGCUGUUUAGAUAGCUUAAAACUGCUUGAAAAAAUAUAUAAAAAUAUAUAAAAAUUGUAUAAAAGUAUGUUCUUCCAUCAUCGCCUCUCGUGCAAAAAAAUGUUUUUAUGGAACCAUUGAGAAGUUUUGUGGUUGACUAUAACAUAUUAGUCAAAAGACAAAGAUAUACAGUAUGUUGUAUUCUGGUCACUAGGCAUCAUUAGGCGGCAUUAGAUUACCAUCUUACUGUAUCGUCCCUUGAUAAACUGAAAAAAAAGUUCUCCUCCCAUUCAGUGUGGAAGUGGUAAGUUUUUUAAACCAUGUAAGUUUAGAAUACAGUAAAUGAAUUGGAUCCCCUAGGAAUGGGAUGUAAUAAUAGGAGUACAAAGGCCCCACACUACCGCCACCAUAUUUUACUGUUGCUAUGAUGUUUUUUUUCUGAAAUGCGAAAUGUAAUGGGACACUUCCAAAAAGUUCAACUUUUGUCUCAUCAGACAACAAAAGAUUUUCCCUAAGGUCUUUUGGAUCAUCAAGAUUUUUCCUGGCAAAAUUGAGUCAAGCCUUAAUUUUGUUUUUGUUCAAAAGUGGUUUUGGUCUUGAGACUCUGCCAUGCAGGCCGUUUUUGCCCGGUGUAUUUCUUAUAGUGGAGUCAUGAACACUGAGGAAAGUGCAGUUGUGGGGUCUUUUGUGACCUCUUGGUUGAGUGGUUGCAUUCUUGGGAAGGUUCACCAAGUUUUUUUUCCCCAUAUGUAAAUAAUGGCUCUCAUUGUAGUUUGCUGGAGUCCUAAAACAUCCUAAAUAUUCAUAGAAAGUAAACUUCCUGGGUUUUAAAUUUUAUAUAGGCAGUUGCAGUGGUAUGUUAACAUAAGCGGGCACUUCUGGACAUACUGGACCAGGACUUGGUGGACAUAGAUGGUUCACAUACACAUAAACAGAGCAAGAAUCAAUAAAGAUAAAGCAUUUGUACACAUACAGUAUGUUAUAUGAUGUCAUUUCAUAUUAAGUGUUGAUAGUUCAAGCACAACUAUUACAUGAUGACGUG